UUCCCAGGCCAAUGAAUUCCACUAGACCACUUUAAGGUUAGCUCAGCCGAAAUUGAGGAGGCUUUGCUGCAAUUCGUAUGCAGUUAGGGGCCAUCUGACUGAGCGGCGGCGUAUCAUACCACCACGGAAACUGGUUUUAAGCGUCGGUGGCCGAAGUCACCGACAACUUCGGAAUGAGAAUAGACUCAAUAUGUAGACGUAAAAGGCCACUGACAAAUCGGCAUCAUGCGACGACUUGGGAUGAGAUCAUGUUGAAUAUUUUCAAUGUUCCUUAAAUUUCAAAGAGUUUCCUUGUGUUGGACGAACAAUUCGUGGAUUCUUUAAAAACAAGAUGCUUCCGUCGUCUUUCGUUGCUGUCAGUGUGCUGCUGCUCACGCUGUACGCGAGCCACGCCGCCGCCGUCAGCAUGAAGGAACACCUGGCUGAUUGUCUGCGGGACAAAGACUACGACGAGCUGCUGCAGACUGUGAAGACUGGCCUUCCGCACAUAAACACAUCUCAUCAUGUCGUUAUUGUUGGAGCUGGCAUGGCUGGACUGACGGCUGCGAAGCUACUGCAGGACGCAGGACACAGGGUGACCAUAUUAGAGGCUAAUGGUCAUGUUGGAGGACGAGUGGAGACCCACAGGAAUGAAGAAGAGGGCUGGUAUGCUGAACUGGGAGCCAUGAGGAUCCCAAGUCAUCACCACAUCGUUCUCUGGUUUGCUAAAAAGCUGAAGGUCAAGCUAAAUGACUUCAUCAUGGAUGACCCCAACACCUUUUACUAUGUCAAUGGAGUGCUGAAGAAAACACACACGGUCCAAUCAAACCCUGACGUUCUGAAGUACAACGUGUGGCCAAGUGAGAAAGGGAAGUCAGCCGACGAGCUGCUACAACGAGCUUUGAAGAAGGUAAAAAAUGAGGUGGAGUCACAUGGCUACUGGGUCGCACUGAAAAAGUAUGACCGUUAUUCUGUGAAGGAGUAUCUGAGAGAAGAAGGAGGUCUAAGUCCAGAGGCAGUGAGGAUGAUCGGAGACCUGCUUAAUGAACAGAGCCUUAUGUACACAGCGCUGAGUGAGAUGAUCUAUGACCAGACUGAUAUCAAUGAUGACACUCGGUACUCAGAAGUGACCGGUGGGUCGGACCUUUUCCCCAAAGCUUUUCUUAACGUGCUCAGUGACUGUGUGAUUCUCCUCAACUCCAAGGUCAAACGCAUCAGUCAGUCAGAUAAAGGUGUGAUUGUAUCGUACCAGAGAGACCAACACUCGUCUUUUAUUGACCUUCCCGCCGACGUCGUCCUGGUAACGACCACAGCCAAGGCAGCUCUCUUCAUUGACUUUGAUCCACCUCUCUCCAACCCAAAGACGGAGGCACUGAGAGGGGUCCACUACGACAGCUCCACCAAAAUCAUCCUCACCUUCAGCAGGAAGUUUUGGGAAGAUGACGGCAUCCGAGGAGGAAAGAGCAUCACUGACGGACCCUCUCGUUUUAUCUACUACCCCAGCCACAGUUUCCCGACCAAUGAGACCAUCGGCGUCCUCCUGGCCUCCUACACCUGGUCUGAUGACUCCCUCCUCUUCCUAGGUGCCAGUGAUGAAGACCUGAAAGAGCUGGCUCUGAGAGAUUUGGCAAAGAUCCACGGCUAGCACUUCAAGUCUCUGUGCACAGGGGUGGUGGUGAAGAGGUGGAGCGAUGAUCCUUACAGCCUGGGCGCCUUCGCUCUCUUCACACCUUACCAACAUUUAGAGUACUCUAAGGAGCUGUUCAGACAUGAAGGCAGGGUGCACUUUGCUGGUGAACACACGGCCUUCCCUCACGCCUGGAUUGAGACCUCUAUGAAAUCUGCCAUCAGAGCUGCAGUCAACAUUAACAAAGUCACACUCUUGGAUUCAAACUCAGUUAAAUAUCCAGAGCGAGACGAGUUCUAGGGUCUGAAGAAUCAAGUCUCAGCAGAAACCAAAAAGUGCAACAUAUCUGGCUGAAGCCACAGAAAUGUGUUGUUAAAAUGCCACUUUGACAGAACACUAAUGAAUCAAACCUGUAUGUGCUAUAUGAAGUGUAUGUUGUUCAUAAUUACGUGUACAAAGGGAAGAAGAAAAGUAUUUAAUAAAGAAUAUUGAAAAGAAA
This is a messenger RNA of Epinephelus lanceolatus (giant grouper), 2105 nucleotides long. Its product is annotated as L-amino-acid oxidase-like. The record is from RefSeq and is a predicted model, not a curated record. Gene Ontology annotation, biological process: amino acid catabolic process. Gene Ontology annotation, molecular function: L-amino-acid oxidase activity. NCBI's taxonomy places the organism in Eukaryota, Metazoa, Chordata, Actinopteri, Perciformes, Serranidae.